Nematostella vectensis (starlet sea anemone) is the source of this 2455-nucleotide messenger RNA. RefSeq lists its product as uncharacterized. Bases 403 to 2349 code for a protein of 648 amino acids. The transcript is spliced from 9 exons. NCBI's taxonomy places the organism in Eukaryota, Metazoa, Cnidaria, Anthozoa, Actiniaria, Edwardsiidae. The record is from RefSeq and is a predicted model, not a curated record.
UGAGCUGUCACUCGUCAAUCAUGUCUCAUACCAACAUCACAACAUUGGCCGUAACUACGCAGGUUUUUGAACAAUGGAAUCGAGCGUUGUUUCACUCCCUUCCUAUUUUAUAUAGAACCUAAAUACGAAGUUAGGUUCGGAGAGCGUUCGGGCUAGUCACGAACACUCAAGGAAAACAACGAUCGCGUGGGUUUUUAGACAAGAGAAAUAGAAAUAUAACGAGAAAGGAUUUCGCUGAAUCGGGAGGCAGGAGACAUUUCGCACAAAGGUGUGUGCAGGGGGAAGUAACGCUAUUCUAGUCCGCCAUGUUAUGAAGAGAAAACGAACCAUAGCGCCGACAUAUUUUCCCCGGGAAGGAUCCCAAUAAAAACGAUUAAAAAAGCCAAGUAAAGUGUCGACACUAUGGCCAAGACCGAGAUAGAAGACCCGUUCCGACAACGUAAUCUGCGGGCAGGUUUCAUUGGACUGGUCUUACUUGGAGGGACCUCGCUGAUUAUCUUUGUUUUGUUUAUCUCUACGAGAACAAACCAAAUUUCAAUGCUAUCUUACAUACUUGACGACAUUAGCACUUCUAAUUCUUCUGAUGGGGUUCUCCUGUCCGCUUCCUUUUUAGCGAAUAAUCCGAAUGGGACCUAUUCCGAUAAGUCACCUUGUUACUACACUCGACUUCGGAAAGCUCCCAAGAAACCUGACGAAUCGGCCUCUAAUGACCAGAAGACAGCGAAAUGCCGUAAACACGAACCAAGUGCAAAAUCAUGUGAGGAAGCCAACAAAUAUUUCAAUAGUCCUAACUACGACCCCCCACCCAGAAGAUGCAGCACGAAGAAUAACGAAGAUAUCUGCCAGGUCAUAAGCAACAGCAGCAGCGAGUUGCCAGACUUCAAAUGUGACGUCACAGUAUGCGGGGGGUCCCUUGUUUUCAUCACAAAGGUCGAUGAGAAGACGGGUCUGGUGGCUUCCUGGCAAGAUAUGGACCCUUUCGAUGUCAAUAAAGUCAAGGAAAUGGCAAAAAAGGCUCUGGAUGAGGGGUUCUCCUUCGUGUUUCUCCGUUGCAGUGGGUUUCAACAAGUGUUGAUGUUCCCACCUAAGCGAAUACAGCCAACAGUCCCUUUGAAAAAGAGAAUUAAUAUUAAUAUAGUCGUGGUUGACUCUGUCGCAAGGACGCACUUUUUCCGGGCGAUGAAAAGAUCUGUGUCUGCCAUGCGGGAGAUUAUUUAUGACGACACCAUUCCGGCAACUGUACUGGACUUUGAGUUUUUCCAGGGAAUCAGCAUGCAUACCUUUGAUAACAUCCGACCGCUGUUUUCAGGCGUCACGAAAGGAAAUGAUCAUUUCAGCAACGUGGUUUACACCGCGCUCCACCCUUUGGGCAUUGACGUGUUGUACGGCCAUUACAAGAAGCACGGGUACCAGACCAUGUUCCAGGAAGACCUGUGCUGGCAAGACUCGUCGGGAAUCAUGCUGAACAACUUGCAGCAGCAUGCCUCAGGACAGGCAAAGUGGUCUGACUUCCAAGAUGUCGUCAGAAAACACAAAGUAGAUCACUUCGGCCUAACGCAUUUCAGCUGCCUUGUUUUGAGGGGGUACGGUAGCACAAAUCCCUACGGCUACCCAUCAGAAAUCUGUUUUAAUGGUCUACAUUACAGCAAGUACUUCUUCCGGUACAUCGCUCUCCUGACACGCGAGAUUACACAAGACGCAAGCGCGGCCCCUCUGAUCUCUUACCAGCAUUUCAACACGGGGCAUACUCCCACAUGGACGCGCGUCACUAACGAUGACGAGCCGUUAGCGCAGUUUCUUAACGCAAUGGCAAACGACCCGAACACGCUCACGAUAGUGCUUUCGGAUCACGGGCACAAGCGCACGUCAUACGCAAGCACAGACGAAGGCCAAAACGAGCUAUACAGUCCAUUCCUUUUUAUGGUACUGCCUAAUCACGUAGCUUCUUUACUUGGGAAACAGAGAGUUGAGGCUUUAGUAAAGAACCAACAACGGAUCUUCACAACAUUAGACUUGCAUAAAGCGCUGAUGUCCCUUCACAGUACGGAUAAGCCAUCAAGUGAUUAUAAACAAGCGGGGAUAUUUGCUAAGAUCCCUGCGGACAGGACGUGCUCUGAUCUACCGUUGUCGCCGUUGGCGCGCUGUCGCUGCGAAGGCUGGGACGAGACGGCUGAGGAGAACUCGCCACGGAUCAAAUGGCUGGCGGAGUUUGCAGUAGGCACGCUCAAUGACCUCAUACAAGAGCAGUACGUGAAAGGUCAGUAUAACAAGUCCAAAAUAAAAUAUCUCGUAUGCAUCAUGUAUGACGGAUUGUUAAGUAAACCGGCGUGGCCCACGGAAAACUGGUGACACUACCACUUUAAGUGAUAGCUUACGUCUGUCCUUUAACCCAUUGACUCCUGGCUUUUUUUGAGCUGAAUUUAGAAAAAACAGACUGAAAACAGAUACCCCCCCU